AUGGCGUCGCUGGAGGCCCAGAUCAAGAAGCAAGUGGAGUUCUACUUCUCCGACAGCAACUUCCGCCGCGACCGCUUCCUGCGCGAGGAGACCAAGAAGCGCGAGGGCGGCUUCGUGCCCUUCAGCGUGCUCUUCACCUUCAAGAAGCUGGCGGCGCUCACCGUGGACGGCGCCGUGCUGCAGGCCGCCAUCGCCGACUCGGACGUCGUGGAGCUCAACGAGGCCAAGAACGCGCUGCGCCGCAAGAACCCCCUGCCCGACCAGGACGAUGCGGCCGAGCGCACCAUUGUGCUGGCUGGCCUGGGCAAGGCGCUGCCCACCAUCGACGAGAUCAAGGAGGGUCUCAAGUCGCUGGACGUGGAGCUGCUCUACAUUGACCGCAAGAGCUUCCGCCGCAACUUCUCUGGUGUGGUGCACGUGGAGCUCAAGGAGAAGGACGCCGUGCAGCGCGCUGUGGACUCGGCCGCGUCGCUGAGCAUCAAGGGCUACGUGCCCAACGUGAUCUCGAUGGUGGACUACCAGAAGCUCUCGAACGACGACAAGGUCGAGUUCGACAAGGCCACCAACGCCAUGCUGGUGGCCAAGGACGUGCCUAACAAGCCCGUCACGUUCUUCCUGGACGAGCUGCUCCCCGUGUGGAAGGAUGACGCCAAGCUGCGAGCGCGCGUGCGUUACUUCGAGGAGUCCAACGAGCUGUACCUGCUUUUCUCGCAGGUGGCGUUCGCUGAGAAGGUGCAGAAGCUGCUGUCCGAGGAAUCGCCGGUUGUUGUGGACGAGAAGAAGAUUGCUUUCGAGCUUGUGACCGACAAGGAGGCCAUUAAGGCUCGCCCCCGUCGCCCGGAGAACGAGAAGGAGGGUAAGAACGUGGACAAGAAACGCAAACGCGAGGACGAGAAGGUUAUCCACAUCUCGAACAUUGGCCCCCGCACGCGCCUCGAUGACAUUAAGCAGCUCCUCGCUACGGUUAUUGACCCGGCUGCUCACUCGCCGUACGUUGAGUACGAUGGCCUUGACAUCGCGUCGUUCAGGAUCGGUGUGGCUGAGGCGACCCCGCUGUUCGAGAAGCUGUCGGCGCUUUCGAAGCCGGAGCUUGGCGGCAAGAAGAUUUCGUUCCACCUGCUGGAAUCUGGCGAGGAGCUGAAGGUUGACGUUCAGUACGACGCCGGUCUGAUUGUGCACUUCGAUGAGGUGGAUGGCGAGGUUUCGCGUGAUGACAUUAAGAACACCAUCAACGAGAAGCUCGGUGACAAGGCCGCUGACGGAGAGGGUGUCGCGUUUAUUAAGUACCAGAUCAACGACAAGGACGGCUUCCUCCGUGUCACCACCGCUGAGCUCGCGAAGGAGGUCGUGGCCAUGUUCGCGGACGGCGGACUCGAGGUCAACGGCGUGAAGAUUCCGAAGGCUAGCAUUGUUGAGGGCGAGGAGGAAAAGCAGUUCUGGGAGGAUGCUCGUUCGGCUCGCUACAAGCGCUUCAAGCAGGCGCGUUCCAACCGCAACCAGAUGCAGCGCGGCCGCGGCGGUCGCGGUGGCCGUGGUGGCCGUGGCGGCCGUGGUCGUCGCCACUAA
Messenger RNA from Phytophthora sojae, 1566 nucleotides. RefSeq lists its product as hypothetical. Gene Ontology annotation, biological process: RNA processing. The coding region runs from base 1 to 1566 and encodes 521 amino acids. Lineage: Eukaryota; Oomycota; Peronosporomycetes; Peronosporales; Peronosporaceae. Gene Ontology annotation, cellular component: nucleus; ribonucleoprotein complex. The record is from RefSeq and is a predicted model, not a curated record. The transcript has a single exon. Gene Ontology annotation, molecular function: RNA binding.